AUGAUUGAUGAACUGUACCCAAAGACAUCAUGGACACAGGUAUAUACUGAUGGAUCUGCAACAAAUGCAGUGGAAAACGGAGGGGCUGGAAUAUACAUCAUGGACCCUAGUGGCUACCGAGAGGAAGCACCUUUUCCUACAGGGAAACACUGCACAAACUAUGCUGCAGAGGUUGAGGCUCUCAUUCAUGCUGCCCACAUCAUCAGUACCAGAGAGGAGAACUGCUCACAUGUUGUCUUCCUGACUGAUGCACUCUUUGCUCUCCAGGCUCUUGAAACUAAUAAGCUUGACAGACUUUCAGAAGCCCUAUACCCUAUCAGCAGUGUCAACCAAGUCGUGUUACAGUGGAUCUCUGCUCACUGUGGCAUACCAGGGAAUGAAAAUGCAGACAAACUGGCAAAACUGGGUGCAGCUAAAGAACAGGAGGAUAACUGGGUGACAUACGAAGUGAUGGAAUCUCAUAUUAAAUCUCUUAAUAGACCUUCCAAACAAACCAAUGAUUAUUACCUGCUGUCCCGUCAGGAACAGGUUAUCAUUUUCCGACUAAGGACUGGACACAACAGGCUGAACCAGCAUAUGCAUAAGAGGUUCCGGCUGGUACCUUCUUCCAUAUGCUCCUGUGGAGAAGCAGAACAGACAACCGAACAUGUCAUCCAAAACUGCACAAACGUACAGCAGCUGAGGGAGACUACCUGGACAACUACAACAACUCUCUAG
This is a messenger RNA of Gigantopelta aegis, 717 nucleotides long. RefSeq lists its product as uncharacterized. The record is from RefSeq and is a predicted model, not a curated record. Gene Ontology annotation, molecular function: RNA-DNA hybrid ribonuclease activity; nucleic acid binding. Gene Ontology annotation, biological process: DNA replication, removal of RNA primer. NCBI's taxonomy places the organism in Eukaryota, Metazoa, Mollusca, Gastropoda, Neomphalida, Peltospiridae. The transcript has a single exon. The coding region runs from base 1 to 717 and encodes 238 amino acids.